AUGGACCAGCUCGCACAGGCUUUCGGCUUCUCGUACGACGUCCGCAAGGCGGACAUUGACGAGAAGGCGAUCCGGCAUGAUGAGCCGGCGCAGCUGGUGAUGGCGCUCGCACACGCAAAGGCAGACGCCAUCCUCACGCUGCUGCGCUCAGAGGCGGCGGCCGCCGGCCCCGGCGACCGCCCUGGCGCCGGGGCCGGGGCCAGCGCGGACGACUCUGUGGCAGAGGCCAGCACAAGUGGCGGCGGCGGCGCCGCAGCCGCGGGUGGCGCCGCCGCACGGCCGUCCUUCCUGAUCACGUGCGACCAAGUCGUGGUGCACGAAGGGCUCAUCCUCGAAAAGCCCGAGGACGCCGACCAGGCGCGCGCGUUCAUCCGAGGUUACGCGCGCAGCCCGGCCCAGACUGUCGGGUCCGUCCUCUGCACUCGCCUCGGCGGCGGCAGCGCAGGCGGCGGCGGCGGAGGGGACGUCCGGAUAGGGACCGUCGAAAACUGCACCAUCCUGAUGGACCCCCUGCCCGAGGAAGCCGCCGAGAAGCUGAUCGAGGAGGGGGAGGUGCUGUGGUGCGCGGGGGGCCUGAUGGUGGAGCACCCUCUGGUGCGGCCGCACGUCCGAGGAAUCGAGGGCGGCGGCGAGGACAGCGUCAUGGGGCUGGGGCGGGAGGCGGUAAUGCGCGUGCUCGUCGAGGCGGCAGAGGCGGGUGCGGACGCGCCGUGA
Monoraphidium neglectum is the source of this 714-nucleotide messenger RNA. Its product is annotated as septum formation protein. Gene Ontology annotation, molecular function: nucleoside triphosphate diphosphatase activity. The record is from RefSeq and is a predicted model, not a curated record. Lineage: Eukaryota; Viridiplantae; Chlorophyta; Chlorophyceae; Sphaeropleales; Selenastraceae. The transcript is spliced from 2 exons. The coding region runs from base 1 to 714 and encodes 237 amino acids.